Molecule: messenger RNA, 1746 nt
Organism: Cajanus cajan (pigeon pea)
Lineage: Eukaryota; Viridiplantae; Streptophyta; Magnoliopsida; Fabales; Fabaceae
Product: putative cyclin-A3-1
Source: RefSeq, a predicted model, not a curated record
UGAAUUUGGAACCAAAGCUAAAUCCUGAAAUUUUCAAGACACGCCAAACUAUUUUCAUUUUCAUUUUCAAAACCGCUCUUUGUUUUGUCUACCUAUUCUUACAUAAACACACAACAUCCUAUUUCCCUUACCAUUCAGACAAAAAAAAAAAAAAAUCUAGCUCACUCACUGAACAAACCCUCAAAGAAACUCAAAUGGAGACUCGCGCCGCCGCAAAGAGAAAGGCAAACGCCGCCGCAGUAGUCAUGGUUGAUAUACUCCACCCCAGGAAACAACGAGUUGUGUUGGGUGAACUUCCCAAUUUUUCAAAUGUUCCCACAACUCAAAAUCUUCGCAAAGAGAAACUGCCAUGUCGGAAGAAUCUCAGUGUCAAAAAACCAUCUCCCACAAACAACACUAUUUCUUCUUCACCUGAUCCUUAUGUUUCCGACAUCUAUCAAUACCUUCGUGCAAUGGAGUUAAAGAGAAGGCCAAUGAUUGAUUAUAUGGAGAAAGUUCAGAGAGUUGUUACGGCAAACAUGCGAUCGAUUUUAGUGGAUUGGUUGGUGGAUGUUGCCCAGGAGUAUAAGCUUUUGUCUGAAACUCUUCAUUUAUCUGUGUCUUACAUUGAUAGGUUUUUGUCACUUAAUCGAGUGAACAAAUCGAGACUGCAGUUACUGGGUGUUUCCUCCAUGCUUAUUGCUUCGAAGUAUGAAGAAAUUAAUCCACCACGUGUGGAUAAAUUCUGUAGCAUCACUGAUAACACUUAUGAUAAAGGAGAGGUUGUGAAGAUGGAAGCUGAAAUACUUAAAUCACUAAAUUUUGAAAUGGGCAAUCCUACUGCAAUUACUUUUCUAAGGAGGCUUCUUGAUGCUACUUCUGAGAAACAAAAAACCCCAAAUUUGCAGAUUGAAUUUCUGGGCUGUUAUCUUGUUGAUUUAAGUUUGUUGGAUUACGAUUGCAUAAGAUUUCUGCCUUCUAUUGUGGCUGCAUCAGUUGUAUUUCUUGCCAGGUUUAUUAUUUGCCCUGAAGUGCAUCCUUGGACUUCUUCCUUGUGUGAAUGCUCGGGGUACAAAUCAGUUGAACUGAAAGAAUGUGUCCUUAUCUUGCAUGACUUGUAUUUUUCUAGAAAGGCGGGGUCCUUUCAAGCAGUUAGGGAGAAAUACAAGCAGCACAAGUUCAAGUACGUGGCAAACCUGCCUUCGCCUCCACAUGUACCAAGUCAUUACUUGGAAGAUUAGUGAUGCAACAGUGAUUCCCUUGCAAAUAAAACUCAUUUGAAAAUAGGCCAUUCUAACACUACUAUACAUGUGAAGGGCUGUUAAUUUUAAAUCUCUACAAAAUUAAAUGGCACUUGGCAUUCAACUUAUCUGUAAAGGCAUCUCAAAUUGUAUGCUCAACUUAAAUGGAAGCAGAAGUUGAUCACCCAGUUACUGAUGCUGAUUGUGGGCUGCUUCUUUAAUGAUCUGGAUGUACCAAGGUCCUCUCUGAUGAAGUUAUGUAUUGAAGGAACAAGAGUAUUAAAAUUAGGGAACUAAAUUCAGAAUUGGAGCUUGUGUUAAUUAUCAAAACUAAAUUAGUGUUGUAUGAAUUAUCAGGGAUCAGUUUUGUUGUAAGUUUCUAUAAAUUAGUGAUGUAUCAAUAUGAAUAUUUUCUAAAUUUAUGGUUAGCUUUUCAUCUUUUGUAGCAUCACCUCCCUCUAUAUAAUGAGGCUGUAAUCUUUAUAAUUUUUACAAUGAAAAUAUAUCUUCUAAUUCUAUUUUUCUA